AUGGACGACUGCCCAGCUAUCUACCUUGGCCUUCAGGUGUUGGCUCAGGGCAAGACUCGGAUGGCCGGCCAGCCUUUGGCUUUGGCCUUCAGGUGUGGCUCUGGUGACGUCACCCUUCGGCUUCUGCCUUUGGGGGUGGCUCGGGUGACUGGCCUCCGUUCGGCUUUUGCCUUUAGGGGAAUUGGCUUGGGUGACUGGCCAACCUUUGGAUUUUGCAUUCGGGCGGUGCCUUCUGUGACUGGCCAGUCUUCAGCUUUGGCCUUGAGAUGGAAGAGUAGAGGCAUGGAGAGCUCAGAGGCCGUGAUGCAGGAAUCCAGAUCAAAAUCAGGUUUGGAGGAGAGCACACCACAAUACGACUAUGUCUGCUUUGAGAAAUGCUCCUGUUACAAGACACCUUUGGAGGCAGGACACGAGGCCAGGGGGACAGGGGACGACCUGCACUACCUUGAGAACUCCCUCAGCUACCCACAGCUUUAUGGCCAAUACACAGACCAGAUAACCAACUUUGAAGAGAAGGAAGUAGUGAAACUACUGAACAAGAAGCAGGCCCAGAAGAACAAUGAAAGACCCCUGAAACGUGAGAGUCAAGUAGAAAUCAAAGAAGUGCACUAUUCCAAAUGCCAAGACUGUGCUAGAUGCAUCCAGAAAUACAUUUCCAAGAAGCUUGGAGAGGACUGGAUUUUCUUGGUUCUGUUGGGUCUGGUCAUGGCAUUGGUGAGCUGGGGAAUGGAUUAUGCCAGUGCGAAGAGCCUACAGGCCUACAAGUGGAUGUACAGAGAGCUGCACCCGAAUGUUCCUAUGCAGUAUCUGGCGUGGGUCACAUACCCACUUGUUGUUAUUCUGUUUGCGGCCAUUUUCUGCCACCUCGUCUCUCCACAGGCUGUUGGGUCUGGGAUCCCAGAACUCAAGACCAUUAUGAGGGGAGUGGUACUCAAGGAAUAUCUCACUCUCAAAGCUUUUGUGGCCAAAGUUGUGGGUCUCACAGCUGGGCUUGGAAGUGGCAUGCCUGUGGGGAAAGAGGGUCCUUUUGUGCAUAUUGCCAGUAUCUGUGCUGCAGUACUCAGCAAGUUCAUGUCGAUCUUCUGUGGUGUGUAUGAGCAGCCAUAUUAUUACACAGAUGUCCUGACUGUGGGUUGCGCUGUUGGUGUCGGCUGCUGCUUUGGGACACCACUUGGAGGAGUCCUUUUCAGCAUUGAGGUCACUUCCACUUACUUUGCUGUGAGCAAUUAUUGGAGAGGUUUCUUUGCAGCUACCUUUAGUGCCUUCAUUUUCCGAGUCCUUGCUGUUUGGAACAAGGAUGCAGUUACCAUCACAGCCCUGUUCAGAACCAACUUUCGCAUGGAUUUCCCCUUUGAUCUGCAAGAGCUGCCAGCAUUUGCUGUGAUAGGGAUAUGUUCUGGGUUUCUUGGAGCAUUUUUUGUUUAUCUCAAUCGCCAAGUGGUCCUAUGUGUCCGGCGUCAUACGGCUCUGAGCCAGUUUCUCACCAAAUACCGCCUUAUAUACCCUGGGGUUAUAACCUUUGUUAUAGCAACUGUGACCUUCCCUCCCGGAUUUGGGCAGUUCAUGGCAGGAGAGUUGAUGCCACGGGAAGCCAUCAGCACUCUCUUUGAUAACAAUACCUGGGUAAAAUACAGAGGGGACCCCCAGGCACUAGGAAAAUCUGCUGCCUGGAUCCAUCCUAAUGUCAGCAUCUUCAUCAUCAUCCUGCUCUUCUUCCUCAUGAAGUUCUGGAUGUCUGCAAUUGCUAUCACGAUGCCAAUACCCUGUGGAGGCUUCAUGCCUGUUUUUGUUAUAGGUGCUGCAUUUGGGCGUCUUAUUGGAGAAAUCAUGGCAUCACUUUUUCCUAAUGGGAUCCUCUUUGAUGGUAUUGUUUAUCAAAUCUUACCUGGAGGAUAUGCUGUCAUAGGUGCAGCGGCUCUGACUGGAGCAGUGAGCCACACCGUUUCCACUGCUGUGAUCUGCUUCGAGCUGACAGGUCAGAUCUCUCACAUCCUCCCCAUGAUGGUGGCUGUCAUUCUUGCCAACAUGGUGGCCCAGAGUCUGCAGCCCAGCCUCUAUGAUAGCAUCAUUCAGGUGAAGAAAUUGCCCUACCUGCCAGACCUGGGCCGGAAUCACAUGAGCAAAUACAAUAUCUUUGUUGAGGACAUUAUGGUCCAAGAUGUGAAAUUUGUCUCCUCCAACUGUAAAUACCGAGACUUGCAAACUCUACUCCAAAAUACCACUGUUAAGACUUUGCCUUUGGUGGACUCACCAGAGACCAUGAUCCUUCUGGGGUCUGUGGAGCGAUCUGAACUGCAGGCUCUCCUUCAGAAACAGAUAAGCCCAGAACGUCGACGGCUCCUCAACAGACAAAUGCAGCAGAAGCUGUCUGAGGCACCCUACGAUGGGCACAGCAAGGGACCGUGGACAGCCCUGCCAAAGCUGAAGCAUGACUCUUUUGCAUACAUUGAUGAGGAUGAGGAUACAGAUGAGAAGGGACAGCUGCCACAGACCCCAAGUCCCACUCCCAGUCACCCAGAGGAGCCCAAUGGCCUGCCAAGUCCUCUUAAAAAAAUAUCUGAAACUUUGGAGCCUGAACAGCCCCCAGGCAAUUUCAGGAGUUUGAGGCAACUGAUACAGCAGCUCUUGUGCCAUUACCACCGUCCACUUGAAAGCGAGAGUGUCGUCCAGGAGCCAGCGGAAGUUGUUGACACAAUGAGACCAGAAGAGAUAGAUGCUUGGGAACAGGAGGAGCUGAACAAGAAUGUCUGCUUUGACAGCUGCCGCAUAGACCCUUCCCCUUUCCAACUGGUGGAGAGAACUUCCCUGCACAAGACACAUACAUUAUUCUCACUGCUGGGCCUCAGCCAUGCCUAUAUAACCAGUAUGGGGAAGCUGAGGGGAGUGUUGGCUUUGGAAGAGCUCCAGAAGGCAAUAGAGGGCUCCACACGCUCUGGGGUUCGCCUUCGGCCACCCCUCGCCAGUUUCCGUGAUACCAACCGGACCUCCAUCAGCAGCAAGAAGGUCAGUGAGGACACACAGGUGUGGAGCGAACAGGACAGCUGCACAGUGGCAGCACAGCAAGCAGCAGACUCUGGCACAGAGAGCCCACCGCCUCCCUGUUCGCCCUCCCCCCAGUGCUCACACUUCCAUGAAGAGGGGAAAGACCUACGCUCCACUUACGGCAUUGAUACUGAGUUGGAAGAGAUGGAGCUGACAGUGCCAGUUGCUGAAAACAUCUCAGACAUCCUCAAGGACAUAAGCUUACACUCCACUGACCUGGAUGAGGAUGAAGAUGAGGAUGUCCUCUUAUAG
Messenger RNA from Colius striatus (speckled mousebird), 3294 nucleotides. It is a transcript of the gene CLCN1, whose product is annotated as chloride voltage-gated channel 1. The record is from RefSeq and is a predicted model, not a curated record. Lineage: Eukaryota; Metazoa; Chordata; Aves; Coliiformes; Coliidae. Bases 1 to 3294 code for a protein of 1097 amino acids. Gene Ontology annotation, biological process: chloride transport; transmembrane transport. The transcript has 26 exons. Gene Ontology annotation, cellular component: membrane. Gene Ontology annotation, molecular function: voltage-gated chloride channel activity.